Thlaspi arvense is the source of this 1014-nucleotide messenger RNA. Lineage: Eukaryota; Viridiplantae; Streptophyta; Magnoliopsida; Brassicales; Brassicaceae. The record is from the annotation of a GenBank genome assembly.
AUGGCGAAUCUAGUGCCUGGUGUUCUGCUCAAGCUUCUCCAGCACAUGAACACCGACGUCAAAAUCGCCGGAGAACACAGGUCCUCUCUCUUACAAGUCGUCAGCAUCGUCCCCGCCUUGGCCGGAGGGGAGCUUUUCCCUAACCAGGGCUUCUAUCUCAAAGUCUCCGAUUCCUCUCACGCCACUUAUGUCUCUCUCCCUGAUGAGCACGAUGAUUUGAUUCUCAGCGACAAGCUCCAAUUAGGUCAGUUUAUCCAUGUCGAUAGGGUCGAAUCCUCCUCCCCUGUCCCGAUUCUCCGCGGCGUCAGGCCCGUUCCCGGUAGGCAUCCUUGUCUUGGCACUCCUGAAGAUAUCGUAGCUACUCACGCACUAGGGUUCCUCAGUGAUGACAAGGUCAGUGAUAAUGGUCUUGCUGCUGCUGCUAAUUGCAAUGGCUCGAAACCGAAAGAGAGAGCUAAGGCAACAAGUGCCAAAGGAGGAGUGGUUCCUAAUGAGGCCGAGAGACCACUGGGAAACAGACUGAGCGUUAGCACUUCUAGGGAUGAAUCUUCUGAGGGUAAGAAGCCGUCUGCUCUGUUCCGAGCCAAGUCUGCUAAAUCGAGCUUGGUUUUGGAUGUGAGGAAAGAAUCAUUGGGGAAGUUGAAGACUUGUUCGGGUUCCAAGUCAAUCCCUUCUUCCCCGACGAGCUGUUAUUCGCUGCCUAACUCUUUUGCAAAGUUUGCAAAUGGGAUUAAGGAGCAACAGCAGGUGAAGCCGAAGCUGUUGGAGAAAGGUUCUCCUAGGAUGGGAUUGUCUGACAAGGGGAGGUCUCUGAUCAAACCGGAGAGCCCGAAUGUCGGGAAAAAGCUUCCCAUGAUUAAGAAUUUCGUGCAGGGGAUUGAGUUUGGAGCUAAGGCGUUGAGGAAAAGCUGGGAAGGGAAUUUAGAUAUUAGGAGUUCGGAUAGCACCAGAAUGAAGCUUGCCAAACGCGAUUCGACCCCUGAUGCCCGGAGUUUAACAGUAAGCUCUUUUUAG